Molecule: messenger RNA, 5573 nt
Organism: Anastrepha ludens (Mexican fruit fly)
Lineage: Eukaryota; Metazoa; Arthropoda; Insecta; Diptera; Tephritidae
Gene: coro
Product: coronin-1C-A
Exons: 7
Coding region: 867-2519 (550 amino acids)
Biological process (GO): actin filament organization
Molecular function (GO): actin filament binding
Source: RefSeq, a predicted model, not a curated record
CGGAAAGUUGAAUUUUUGUCAGUCUACCGGAAUUCGUCGCCACAUAAUUUUUAAUACGUCGGCAGUCGGCAGUUUUCUUCAUUCGUUCUUGUUGGAUUUUCUUCUUUCCCCUUAAAAUUUUUUUUAAAGUUUUCAAUUCUUUCAAAACAAAAAUUUUCCGCGAAUAAAAUUUUCACGCCACGCUUUAUUGAAAGCAGAAAAGCGGUUCAAAUUUAUCAGGUUAAGCCGAAAGCUUUUUUGUGCGCGUCCUUGUUUGUGUGAAAGGAAAAUUGAAAUAGAAAGAAUCCAAGUGAAUCUUAAAGAAAAAUUCAACGCGUUAAAAAGCGUGUAUGAACGAAGGAAGAAGAAUUCCACUUGGCUACUACCUAGUAACGAUUUGUAACAGUAAACAAACAGAGUCAACAAUAGAUCAACUAGCAAAAAUACACAAUAAAUAACAGCAAAUAUAGCAACAAUAAAAACACAAAACUUACAGAUCGAGCAACAUCAAUCGUCAACCGUCAACAAUCAAGAAUUCACAAAUAAGUAAGCCAAGUUAGCAAACACGACGACGACUAACACCAAUUCGAAAUCUAAACAUUUCCGUUAGAAAAAAAAAUAACAAAAAAUUACAACAGCAAUAAAAAAGUUAAAAAAAAAAGAAAAUAGCUCAUUACUUCGGCGACUCAUAGCAAAUGAAUUAGGCGAAUUAAAGAAGAAAUAAAGUUUUUUUGUAACAAAAGAAAAAAACAAAAAAAAAAAAUAGUAAACCUAAGUAAAAGCGGUAAAAUAUCACUAGCAACAAUAACUACAGCAAGUAAAGUAGUUGUAGUAGUAGUAGUAAACGGCUAUAGUAGAGGAGCAGUAAACUAAGAGCGGCCAAAAAAAUGUCAUUUCGCGUUGUACGAAGUUCAAAAUUUCGUCACGUCUACGGUCAGGCACUGAAACGUGAGCAAUGCUACGACAAUAUACGCGUCUCAAAAAGUAGUUGGGACUCCACAUUCUGUGCGGUGAAUCCGAAAUUCUUGGCCAUCAUUGUGGAAUCCGCUGGCGGUGGAGCCUUCAUUGUACUGCCACAUAAUAAGGUCGGUCGCAUAGCUGCCGAUCAUCCAUUGGUGGGUGGCCAUAAAGGACCUGUGCUGGAUAUUGCCUGGUGUCCGCACAAUGAUAAUGUGAUCGCCUCUGGUUCUGAGGAUUGUGUGGUAAAGGUUUGGCAAAUACCCGAUGGCGGUCUGUCGCGUACACUCACCGAACCAGUUGUCGAUUUGGUGUUCCAUCAACGUCGCGUCGGUCUUGUGCUGUGGCAUCCGUCCGCGCUCAAUGUGCUGCUGACAGCGGGCUCUGACAAUCAGGUUGUCAUUUGGAAUGUGGGCACUGGUGAGAUACUCGUUCACAUCGACUCUCAUCCGGAUGUUGUGUACAGCGCUUGCUUCAACUGGGACGGUUCGAAGUUGGUUACCACCUGUAAGGACAAAAAGAUUCGCAUCUAUGAUCCACGUAGCGGUGAAAUAGAAAGCGAAGCACUUUGUCAUGAGGGAUCGAAAGCAACGCGCGCCAUCUUCCUGCGUCAUGGACUCAUAUUCACCACCGGUUUCAAUCGCUCAUCGGAACGUCAGUACUCGCUACGCGCACCCGACGCCCUCAAUGAACCCAUCGUCAUGGUGGAGUUGGACACAUCCAACGGUGUGAUGUUCCCACUUUACGAUGCCGAUACGAAUCUGAUUUACCUCUGCGGUAAAGGUGAUUCAGUCAUACGUUACUUUGAGAUAACACCAGAGCCACCGUUCGUGCACUAUAUUAACACAUUUCAAACGCCAGACCCUCAACGCGGUAUUGGUUUGAUGCCAAAGCGUGGCUGCGAUGUCACAACCUGCGAAAUUGCCAAAUUUUACCGGCUGAAUAAUAAUGGUUUGUGUCAGGUGAUCUCGAUGACAGUGCCGCGUAAAUCGGAUCUGUUCCAAGAGGAUUUGUACCCGGACACACUGGCCGAAGAUGCAGCACAAACAGCUGAAGAAUGGAUCGCUGGCAAUGAUGCAGAGCCACUAACAUUUUCGCUUAAAGAUCGUGUCUCUAUUGUACAGGGUGGCUAUGUCUCACAAUCGGCCAGCAAGUCGCUGUCGGUGUCAAAGAAAGCGAAUAUCCUCAAUAAAGCUUCGGCGGGUACUUCGAAGAGUGCGAGCAGCGCAGUAAUUGGUGGCAAUCAUGCAACGUCGAUUAACAACAACGCAUCGAGCGGGUCCGGCGGUAUAAGCGGUGUCAGCGAAAAGGAUUUGCGAGACAUCACCGACGAAAUACGUAAGCUGAAGGCGAUUAUUGUGAAGCAUGAGAAUCGUAUACGCGCGCUAGAGGCAGCUGUGCGUGCACAAGAAGGCGACGAUGUCGAUGCAAGACCAGCGGCGUCGGCUGCCGCUGCUGGCAACGGCAAUACUUCGUCCAAGUCGGCAACAGAUGGUGGCGCGCAAAAGGAGAGCAACGACAAUAGCAGUGCCAACGAUCAGAGUCACCCGACCACCACUGCGAACGACGAUGAAUUUAAUUAAAUUUAUAUUAAAAUAAUUUUUAAUUAAACUUGCUCCGCGACGCUUUAUCGAUUCAAAAUACGUUUCGUUUGUAUUAAUAUUAAUAUUAUUUUAUCGAUUUUUAAAUUAUUUUAAAAUAAUACUUAGAGCUUUUUCCACCUUUUAAUUUUAUGAAAACCAGAAAAAUACAUUUUUACAUUUUCAUUAUUACAUUUUUAAAUAAACUUAAAGAAAUAUUGUUUGUAAAUUGUCCACUUACACACACACACUCACACACUCUAAAUGUGCUUUAGUUAGACUUAAAAUAUCGUAAAUAACAAUUUAAAAAAAAAAAAGAAAAUGUAAAAAGCAAAACUUGUUAGAAAAUCGUUGGAAGUUGUCUGUAAUUAGAACAACUGAAAAUAAAGCAAAUCGAAAAUUUGUAUAUUACCAUUGUAAAAGAGUAGUUUAACUCUAAACAUGCAUAUUUCUUUUCACACACACACUCACACAAGAGCUGACGGCAACAGCAAUGUUAACUUUGGACAGGGCAGUUGACUACGAAUAUAUAUAUAACAUAGUUUGAGUGAGCAAACGCUUAGGUACAGCAGAGAAUGUUAAUGCAAUGAGAAGGCGCAAAUGUUACUGUUAAACAUUUUCAGUACAAUUGAGUUUUGAAAGGUUGUUUGUAAGGUUUUUUGGAACACCGACCAUAUCGACACCACACCGGUGAUAUACACUAGACUGGCAGAGCUUAGUAUUGCUGCAACAACAACAACAAAAACAACACAACACUGAAUUUUGCACACACAAAAAUUGAAAACACCACACAUUGGCAUUCCAUUAACAUUCUCUGCUUACAGCUGCGUGCUCUGCCGACACGAACAGAGCUCUGUUAAACAGUUUUGUUAUAACGGAUAUUAAGAGUGAUUUUGAGUCAUUAUGUAUGGAUAAAACGCGUGAUUAAACAUGCAUAAUUAGAAAAAAUUACUAUUAUUACAAAAAAGAAGUAUAAUUCGUUAUGUGAAAACGCAUUAAUAUUAUGGUAUUCAGCUCUUAUAAGCGUGAAAUUAACAGACAUCUGCAAUUCGUGCACAUAACUGAAUAGCAGAGCGCCAGCCUGCAUACAAGGGCGCUCAACGCCUGUAUCUCUUACAAAACGAGCCAAGAGAUUGUCUGGUAGCAUUUUUUUUUUUCUUUUUGUGUUUUUGACUGACUGCAAUAGACGCACUUAAAUUCAAAUUUUCGAGAUUAUAUGAUAUUUGUAUAUUUGCCGUAAAUGUAGUUAUCGUUUCGAUUAGUUGUUUUACACUUGAAUGUGUUUCCCUCCCGCCGUUGCUGCCUUUUAAUGCUCACAAAUUUUCGCGUUGUACAAUAACUUUAUAGAAAAAAAUAGAAAUAUAUAUUUUUAAAAUCAGUUGUUGCUACUCACCGAAAUAAGAACAUUUUUGCACUCCGUUAACGCGCGCGCUGGUUAUUUCGUUAAAUAUGCAGACAUACGUACAUGCAUACGUAUGUAUAUGCAUGGCAAGUUAGAAAAUGCGGAAAUAAAAAUGCUAACACGAAAUUGUGUAAUUUUAAAUGGAGUUUGUGAAUAAUUGAAAAAUAAAAUUAUCUUAGUUCAAGUUGCCUCAAAAUAACAUACCUGUGUACUGUAUUAAAAUAAUCUUAAAAUGGUGAGCGCCAAAUCAUAAAAUGCUAUACUAAAUAAAUACUAAGAGAUUAAUACAAUAUUUCAAUGUUCAAUUAUUUGCUUAUUUUCAUUUUCAUUUCCCAGAUGUUAAACGUAGAACAAUUAAUAAAUGUAUUUGAGCAGCAUUAAUGAAACAAAACUAAUCAGCCGAUUUAACAAAACACACUACUAUUGUGACUGAAACAAUGCGCGGCGAUAGCAGAGAACUGAAAAUAGCUUAUUUUCGUAAAAUGAACAAAGAUUUGAUAAUAUCAAAAAGCAUAUAAUAAAAAACUGCGAAAACUGAAAACUCUUUUAAGGGUGGCUAUUUAUGUAUGUACAUUUUCUGCUGUCUGUCCAACGCUGCAAAUCGUCCUCUCUAAUAUUAGCAUACUUAUAUAAAAUUUAUGCCAAAUUAAUAAUGUAUUUUUACUAUACAUACAUACAUUAUUGCCUAAAAAUAUAUAUAUACAAAAAACAUAUAUAUGUAUGUUAAAUAAAGCUAAAUAUGAUACGAGAAAAAGUAAUAAUGUAUUUAUAUAGGCAUUUUUUGAUAACGAAAAACGAAAAAAAAACUUACAAAAGUCGUUGUAAACUUUAUACUAAGCGUGGAAAAAAUCGUAAAGUAUGUGAGAAGCUGUGUAAUGGCAAAAUACGUUAAACUGGUCUGGCGAAACGAUUAUAUAAGAAAAUGAAAGUAAUAUUUCGUUGACUAGUGUUGCGUGCGCAAAAACUAAAGAAUUAGGACGAUAAGUAUAACUGGACAAAGCUUGAAAAACAUGAAACACGAAAUUUUAUAUACGUACUUUAAGAAAUCUAUUUUUUUCCUGUUUUUGGUUUACCUUAUUUCUGUACACUUCAGAUUUGCCUCGAAAAUUGUGUACUUUCCGUUUGCUUGUAAUAUAUUUAACCUGUUAAGUGAUUAUGCCGUAUAUAUGCGUCAAUUUCAAAAGUUAAUUUUUUAGUUUAUGUCGUAUGUGUAUGUGCGUCAUGCCGAAAAAGGAAAUUGCAUUUGCUAUGAAAUUUAAAGUUAAGCCAAAAACGAAAAUUGCCCUGUUAUUUUGACAUUAUAAAGUAAGCAUAAACACUGAAUUUCCUGAUAAUCGUUCAGCCAACGCGCACGGUGCAUCCAAUAUUUGGCUGAAAACCGGUUUUGCAUCGACAGUCUUCGCUUGAAAUUAAUUCAGCACAGUAAAUCGAGCUUUAUAAGAAAAACUAAUCGCUUAACAGGUUAAUUGUAGUCUUAAUUUUUUUAAAGACGUUUUAAAUGUAUUUAAAUUACUUUAAAAUAAUUCGUUUGUAUGUCUCUCUUUUUUACACCCUAUUUUUGUAUUAUUAUUUUGUGACUUUUCUGUAUUGAUACAACAAAAAAAUGACUUGUUAUGGAAUGUUUCAAUAAAUGCGAUUGUAGUUCAUAUUUCCAA